Eruca vesicaria subsp. sativa (arugula) is the source of this 1138-nucleotide messenger RNA. The record is from the annotation of a GenBank genome assembly. Lineage: Eukaryota; Viridiplantae; Streptophyta; Magnoliopsida; Brassicales; Brassicaceae.
AUGAAUCCGACGAUCUCACACUACUCCGGCGCGACGAUUCCGACAACACCCACCCUCUCCGACAACAACAACAACAACUCCUACCUCCAAUUAAUUGACACACAAUGCAAAACAAUGAGAGACCUCAAACAAAUCCACGCAAACCUCAUCAAAACCGGAUUAAUCUCCGACACCCUCGCCGCGAGCCGCGUCCUCGCCUUCUCCUGCGCCACGUCACCAGACAUCAGCCACGCGUACUCCCUCUUCACAAGGAUCAACCCCAAGAACCAAUUCAUCUGGAACACAAUGAUCCGCGCCUUCUCCAAAACCUCGUUUCCAGAGAUGUCGAUUUCGCUUCUCAUCGACAUGUUGUUGUCUUCUUCUCCUGUGAAACCUGGGAGAUUGACUUACCCUUCUGUGUUCAAGGCUUAUGCUUCUCUUGGGAAGGCACGUGACGGGAGGCAGUUGCACGUGAGGGUUAUUAAAGAAGGGAUUAAAGACGACGCCUUUAUAAGGAACACGGUGUUGUAUAUGUAUGUGACUUGUGGGUGUUUUGAGGAAGCUUGGAGGGUUUUUGAAGAGAUGGUUGAGUUUGAUGUUGUUGCUUGGAACUCUAUGAUUAUGGGUUUGGGGAGAUUUGGGUUGGUUGAUGAUGCGCGGGAGUUGUUCGAUGAAAUGCCGCAGAGGAAUGAGGUUUCUUGGAAUUCGAUGAUUAGUGGGUUUGUGAGGAAUAAUAGGUUUAAGGAUGCGUUGAGGGUUUUUGGAGAGAUGGAGAAGGAGAGAGGUGUGAAGCCUGAUGGGUUUACGAUGGUGAGUUUGUUGAAUGCUUGUGGUUGUCUUGGGGGAAGUGAGCAAGGGAGAUGGGUACAUGAGUAUAUAGUGAAGAAUGGGUUUGGGUUGAAUGGUGUGGUUGUUACUGCGAUUAUAGAUAUGUAUUGUAAGUGUGGGUGUGUUGAGGAAGGUUUAAGGGUGUUUGAGGAGGCUCGUGAGAAGCAGUUAUCGUGUUGGAACUCGAUGAUUCUUGGUUUAGCUAAUAAUGGGUACGUGGAAAGAGCUAUGGGUUUGUUUUUGGAGUUGGAGCGUUCUGGAUUGGAGCCAGAUUCUGUUAGUUUCCUUGGUGUUUUAACAGCUUGUGUUUACUCUGGGAAAGUACAUGAAG